AUGAUUCCAUCGGUAAGACAUAGGUUCAAUCUUCCGAUGAAGCUGGAUCACUACACGACCCAAUGUGACUAUGUGCUCAGGUUUUGCCCACGUACGAAGAAUGCCCGCAAAAAACUAAAAAGCACCCUCAGUGACGAAGGCGUUUCUUGGCCACCGGCUGAUGGGGCCUUCCUCAAGUCUAAGGCCACUUAUGAGGCUUUGGUAACUUUUUCAAGAGAAGCUCUUACAAAUCGCACGGACAGAUAA
Molecule: messenger RNA, 246 nt
Organism: Macrosiphum euphorbiae (potato aphid)
Lineage: Eukaryota; Metazoa; Arthropoda; Insecta; Hemiptera; Aphididae
Source: the annotation of a GenBank genome assembly